CAUUACCGCCCGCGCCAUGAUGUCGUUUUAGCCAUCUCUUGCUUUGAGGUUCACUUCGCAGUCGCUCUUGCCCUCUCACAUCUUACAAGGUUGGCUGCCACUUUGAUUGCGACUUCCAAACAACCAUUUUGGCACUUACCUCCAGACAAUCAGCCUUCCUCUACUGCCUGUUACCUCUACUAGCAUUCCAAAAAAUCUCUGGACGUCGCUUUCGCCCUUCGAAAACGCUCUACUUCACACUCGCAUCACCACUCAUCAUGCCAGACUCUGAGGGCCUUGACGAGAAGAUUCGGCUGUGCGAGAAGAUCAUCAAUUACGAAUUCAAAGACAAAUUUCCGUGCAUCGAAGCUCUACAUACCUUCAACACCUCUGUCAUGUACAUGAAUGAACUUCGCUCGGUCAGGAAGAACGACUCGCUCGCAGUCCUUGGGGACGCCGUGCUUGCACAUCAUCUCUGUCGACAGUGGUACACUACGGGCAAUUCCAGAGGUCAGUGGAGCAUGGUUCAGAGGGAAGUGGCGGGAAACGAAAAUCUGGCGUGCGCGGCGGUAUACAAUGGUCUCAACGAAUGCUUGGUGGUGGUUGAGACUGUUGAUUUCCUCAGUGAGAGAAUGCUCGCGACGUUGAUGGAAGCUAUCAUUGGCGCGGUUUCCCUGGACUGUGGUGAUGAUCCAGCGACGAUGGAGGCUCUGUUCUUUCGACUUCGACUGGAUCAUGACCUGCUGAUCUCGAAGAGUCCGGCGGUACCUGUUUAGCAUUCUGAAGACUGUCUUUCUACCAGAAACGAGAAUUGGGAACCAAUGCUUGUACCUGUGCUAUGCGCCUGUGCCAGCCGAGAGUCAGUGCCGUUACGAUCGAGGUGCUCGCCACGGUCAUCAUACGCUGAAUGGCUGAAUGCUGUUGGAGACAACAACUUUCACCCUGUCCAUCACUAUACCCUUGGUCGUUGCUUCUAAAUCCCGCCGCAGGCACAAGGACUGGAUGAGACAACGUGCUGGUUUGAGAGUAUUCCUCCCACCCCACUUAAGGCCUGAAAGUCGCUCUCCCAGACUCCAAUACUACACUGCCCCCAGUCG
Molecule: messenger RNA, 1076 nt
Organism: Exophiala viscosa
Lineage: Eukaryota; Fungi; Ascomycota; Eurotiomycetes; Chaetothyriales; Herpotrichiellaceae
Product: ribonuclease III domain-containing protein
Exons: 2
Coding region: 258-755 (165 amino acids)
Biological process (GO): RNA processing
Molecular function (GO): ribonuclease III activity
Source: RefSeq, a predicted model, not a curated record